This is a messenger RNA of Fusarium musae, 1446 nucleotides long. RefSeq lists its product as uncharacterized. Bases 1 to 1446 code for a protein of 481 amino acids. Gene Ontology annotation, biological process: proteolysis. Gene Ontology annotation, molecular function: peptidase activity. Lineage: Eukaryota; Fungi; Ascomycota; Sordariomycetes; Hypocreales; Nectriaceae. The record is from RefSeq and is a predicted model, not a curated record. The transcript has a single exon.
AUGUCUACGCCUGAUAACUUGUCCAUCCCCCAAGCCGAACUGGUCAGCAGGAAAGCUCACGUGCUGCCCGGGCAAUUAAGUGUCACGGAGCUCUUCUUCAAAGUACCUCUCGACUACACGGAUAUCCAGGGCCCUUCCAUCACGCUAUUUGCACGUGCUGUCAAGAAACACGAUGUUCCCAUAUUCCCACCCGAUGAUGAAGAGUCAGAGAACAGCCCAAAAGACGAAUUUGGCGAGCCCCCAAAGCCAUACAUGGUCUAUCUUGAGGGAGGGCCGGGCUUUGGCAACCGUGAACCGCAGGAUCAUCCCCUCACCCGCCACGCUCUUGCAAAGGGAUACCAGCUUCUCUUACUUGACCAUCGCGGCGUUGGCCUGAGUACACCAGUUGGUGCUGAUAUGCUAAGCCUUGUAUCUGAAGACGUUGAAGGCCGCACUCGGUAUCUCGGCCUCAUGCGCCAGGACAACACAGUCCGGGACUGCGAAGCUGUAAGGAAGUACCUUACCGCCUCAUGGCCCGCUGCCAAACAACCAUGGUCCAUCUUUGGCCAGUCGUACGGAGGUUUCAUCGCACUAUCCUAUUUGUCCAUGCAUCCAGAAGGCCUUCGGGAAGUCUUUCUCACUGGCGGCCUAGCCCCUGUGGGUAAGAAGCCUGAUCAAGUAUAUGAAGCAACAUUCCGACGGGUCAUACAGCGCAACGAGCAGUACUACGAAAAAUUCCCAGAGGACGUCGAAAACGUCCGUCAAGUAGCUAAAUUCAUAGAGAGUAAAGGUGGCAGUAUUCCGUUGCCAUCUGGCGGUGUCCUCACCGUUCCUCGUCUCCUGACCAUAGGCAUUUCCUUUGGAAGCCAUGGUGGCUUCGACCAGGUUCACUCUACGAUCCUGACUUUGAAAGCAUCUCUGGAUCAAUUCGGGUUUUUCAACAGAGCAUCCCUCGUGCCACUUGAAGGCUGGAACCCAUUUGAUACCAACAUCAUAUACGCCAUCCUUCACGAAGCCAUAUAUUGUGACGGCCCUGGUUUAGCCUCCGCCUGGUCAGCCAACCGCAUUGGAAAAGAACUCAAGCCAUUCUCCUGGCUGAAUGACAACUACUCAACGGAUUCUACCAGCGGAUGCCUCUACUUCUCUGGAGAAAUGAUCUUCCCAUUUCACUUCGAAACUUACCCAGAACUCCAGAUACUUCGCCAAGAGGCUGAGUUAUUGGCCAGUCGCGAUACCUGGCCUGCCCUUUACGAUCAGGAGAAGCUCCAUAAGAAUAAAGUUCCUGUAUAUGCCGCUUCUUUCGUUGAGGAUAUGUACGUCGACUAUAACUUUGCAAGAGACACAGCCAAGCUUGUCAAGGGUACAAAGACUUUUGAGACGAACGUCAUGUAUCACUCGGCAUUGAGAGCGAAAUCGGAUGAGGUGCUGCAGCAAUUGUUUAGCCUGAGAGACGAUGUCAUUGACUAG